Molecule: messenger RNA, 754 nt
Organism: Drosophila santomea
Lineage: Eukaryota; Metazoa; Arthropoda; Insecta; Diptera; Drosophilidae
Exons: 5
Coding region: 10-654 (214 amino acids)
Source: RefSeq, a predicted model, not a curated record
AGCAGCAACAUGCAACUUGCUAUUAUUUUUCUUAUCAUAAUGUUACAAGCUGGAAAAAACGAUUGCGGUCUAAAAAGUCACGCUGAACUAAUACGCUUAGCGAUAAAAGCGGAUAAUAAGAUUAAGGAUCUUAUCCAUAAUGUCUCAGGUUUUGUAAAUGGCAACUAUGAGUUUAAAGAAAAGUACGAAAACCUAAGGAUCCCGUUGAUGGAAAAUUAUACAAGUCUACCAACUAAAUUAGCGCAUAUUCGAGAAUUCAAGGCUUACAACAAGGAAAGACUUAAUUUAGAGGAAGGAAUCAAAUCAGCAAUUUCUAAGCUACACACAACAAUGUCAGAAGAUUGCCAAAAGCUCAGUGCAAAGCUUCGUAAGCAACUGUUAUUAAUGUUGGUCACCACCAAUAAAAAAAAAAUUGAUGCCUUAGAUAACUUUGAAAAAGGAUCUUGCCAAAGGCAGUCAAGCACCUCUAAUAUUACACCUUUCUCCGUUAGGUCCAUUACUUAUAAUCCGAGUACACUCUUAACAUUUCCGUCAAAAAACAUUUGUAAAAGCUCCCUUAAUGUCUCUGACCUUUGUCUAAUUAACGAAACAAAGAUGACAUACACCUCUAGCAUGCCAUCUGAUUUAACGGAAGAUACGUCGACUAUAGCAUAGUAGACUAUCAGAUACCCGUUACUGAGCUGCUGAAUUGCGAACGACAAAUUUCAACAUUUUCUGAAAUAACGGUAGAAUUUGGAGUAAAAUUUAAAUCAAA